AUGGCCACCCUAGGCCUCUCCAAGGUUUUCAUAUUGGACAAGUACUUCACGGAGCUGCAGAAGUUCUGGGAGACUGAGAAAAAACUUCAAGAUGCAUCCUCAUCCAACGAAGCUGUCCACCUGCAGCAGCGUCUUCGCAGUCUCAGCACAGAGCUUGUUACCUUGAGGAAUCGUUUGCACGUGAGCCAGCCCGGCAAUAACUCAACGAGUGGUAGUGGUGGUAGUGGUACAAACAGUGCCUUGACACCGGCAUGUGAUAAGGGUGCUAACGCAUCAGUAGCACCAGCAGUACCACCACGCACAACUCACGGUCACAACGCCACUGUGCCCCAUGGAAUUGGACACACAUCCGGUCACAGCGUCACAGCAUCCGCUAUUAUACAUCCGCACGCCAAUCACUCUACCACCAACGGUCUUGGCCACAAUUCUACCGCAAACAAUUUAAUAUCUGAUCUGGAUGCGCCGAAGCGUCCCGACGAUGGACUAGUAUCGUGUGUAACGGCUCUUGGUGCCCUACGGUCACCGCCCAUAUCCAGGAUCAUUGCAGACGUUAAAAGCGGAAAGGGUUCGCAGAUACAGCAGCGAUGCAUUUCAAAGACAUCGAGCCAGGCAAACGUUGCCGCAAACUCAACUACUUUGGAAGACCUUAUUCACUUACCCGGGCCUCUAACCGAGGACGCUGUGCUCAAAUGUCUGCAGGCACGUUUCUGCGCAAAGCAAUAUCACACGAAUGUGGGCCCAAUCCUGGUGAGUAUCAACCCUUAUACGGACGUUGGAAAUCCAUUGACACUGACGAGUACACGAGCAGUGCCCCUGGCACCGCAGCUCAACAAGGUCGUGCAGGAAGCCGUGAGACAACAGUCGGAGACUGGUUACCCACAGGCCAUCAUCCUCUCGGGUACAAGUGGCUCUGGCAAGACUUAUGCCUCGAUGCUACUGCUGAGACAACUCUUUGACGUCGCUGGAGGUGGUCCUGAGACUGAUGCAUUCAAGCACCUCGCUGCUGCCUUCACUGUUCUCCGCUCACUCGGAUCAGCCAAGACAGGCACCAAUUCUGAGAGCUCGAGAAUCGGUCACUUUAUAGAGGUCCAAGUGACCGAUGGUGCUUUGUACAGAACGAAAAUCCACUGCUAUUUUUUGGAUCAGACGAGGGUCAUCAGACCACUGCCGGACGAAAAGAAUUAUCAUAUCUUCUACCAGAUGCUCGCCGGGCUAUCGCACGAUGAGAGAGUAAAACUGAAUUUGGAGGGUUACAACGUCAAAAAUUUACGAUACCUCCAGCAGGGUGAUAGUCGACAGGACGAGGCAGAGGAUGCAGUGAGAUUUCAAUCCUGGAAGGCUUGUCUAGGCGUUCUGGGCAUACCAUUCUUGGAUGUUGUUCGCGUACUAGCGGCAGUUCUCAUUCUUGGCAAUGUUGGUUUCACCGAUGGUCCCGGUGUGGAGGUCAGUGUGAUCGGUGAGAACGAGUUGGCGUCUGUUGCAGCGCUUUUGGGUGUACCACCGCCUGCAUUAUUAAGGGGUCUCACAUCAAGGACACACAAUGCAAGAGGACAACUGGUGAAAUCUGUUUGCGAUGCAAACAUGUCCAACAUGACGAGGGACUCACUGGCAAAGGCCCUUUAUUGUCGCACGGUUGCUACUAUUGUGAGACGUGCCAACAGUCUGAAGAGGCUUGGAUCAACACUGGGUACACUGUCGUCUGAUUCCAAUGAAUCCGUACACAAUCAGGCGGAAGUGACGAGCCAGCACGCCUCGACUAUUGGUAGUUCUGCUGGUGGCACAGGCUCCCGAAGUAUGACAGCCCUGAACAACGCCGUGAGGCACGCAACAGACGGCUUCAUUGGUAUACUUGAUAUGUUUGGCUUUGAGGAUCCAAAGCCGAGUCAGCUUGAACAUUUAUGCAUAAAUCUGUGCGCCGAGACUAUGCAGCACUUUUACAAUACCCACAUAUUUAAGAGCUCCAUUGAAAGCUGCCGUGAUGAGGGUAUACGGUGUGAUGUUGAGGUGGAUUAUGUUGACAACGUACCAUGUAUUGAUCUCAUAUCAUCCUUGCGUACGGGUUUACUGAGCAUGCUUGAUGUUGAAUCUUCAAUGCGCGGCACCGCUGAGAGUUACGUUGCCAAGGUUAAAGUGCAACACAAGCAGAAUCCACGAUUAUUUGACCCGAGAAGUCUUGACUGCAGGUCUUUUGGAAUUCAACACUUUGCUGGUAGAGUCACGUAUGAUGCCUCUGAUUUCCUUGACACGAAUAAGGAUGUAGUGCCAGACGAUCUUGUUGCUGUGUUUUACAAGCACACGUGUAAUUUUGGAUUCGCCACUCAUCUCUUUGGGAGUGAAUUGAAAGCACUUUAUGCCAGUGAUACAGUGCCGAGGGGCGUGAGCUUCAGGAUAUCACCGACAUCUCAUACAGAUCUUCUAAAUGGGGAUGAGCCAAUUUCCACUCUCACUCAGGAUUUCCACACGCGUCUUGAUAAUUUACUGAGAACCCUAGUGCAUGCUAGACCGCAUUUCGUAAGAUGUAUACGAAGCAAUGCCACCGAAACUCCACUUCAUCUAGACAGAGGAGUUGCAAUGCGACAAAUAAGAUCGCUGCAGGUUCUCGAGACAGUGAAUCUCAUGGCGGGCGGCUAUCCCCACAGAAUGCGUUUUAAGGCAUUCAACGCACGAUACAGACUAAUCGCACCAUUUAAGCAGCUGCGGCGAGCCGAGGAGCAGGCUGUUGAGGAUACAAAACUUAUUCUCCAAAAUGCACAACAAGUGAAGAGUAAGUUUGGCGCUAGCACCAGCUGGGCACUUGGUAAACGGCAUAUCUUCCUCAGUGAGGGUAUCCGACAGCAGUUGGAAAAUCUCAGAUCAGAAACGCGGAGAAAAGCUGCCACUGCUAUACAGACAACCUGGAGAGGGUGGAGAGUGCGCAAGCGAUGGCCGAUGCGGAGAGCGCCUUUACCAGUGACUUCAAACCUCAGUUCUAAGCAGCCACAGCAACCAAGCCACACAGGCACUCGCCCCAGGAGUGUAAACGGAGGCACUGGUACAGGCACUCGACCAAGACCACAGCCAAUAGCUGGCACUCCCCCUCCAGAUCCCACUGAAAAAUGUGCAGACCAGAAAAUGAUACAACAAACUUGCACCCUCUUCGGCCUGGAUUUGGAGAGACCACCACCAGUGCCCCCCAGCAGAUCCUACACAGUAACUGGGAACACUAAGCUGGGAUAUCCUCAGACACGAGUUAUGAAAAUGCCUUUUCCAGAGGAGGGAGAUGGCGAAGUUGUACUUCUUAAAGGUGAAACAGUCCUUGUUGUGGGUGCAUCACCGAGGCGUGGCCAUCUGCUCGUUGAGCACAACAAUACAACGCUACACGUGCCGUAUCAGUUUAUGGAAUUGAAACCCUGUAACAUUAACGUCUAG
This is a messenger RNA of Diachasma alloeum, 3408 nucleotides long. It is a transcript of the gene dachs, whose product is annotated as unconventional myosin-IXb. Gene Ontology annotation, biological process: actin filament organization; vesicle transport along actin filament. Gene Ontology annotation, cellular component: vesicle; cytoplasm; actin cytoskeleton. The record is from RefSeq and is a predicted model, not a curated record. Gene Ontology annotation, molecular function: cytoskeletal motor activity; ATP binding; actin filament binding. The coding region runs from base 1 to 3408 and encodes 1135 amino acids. The transcript has 17 exons. NCBI's taxonomy places the organism in Eukaryota, Metazoa, Arthropoda, Insecta, Hymenoptera, Braconidae.